AUGGCCCGCCAUGGGAAAUCCAAGGCUCGGGCCAAAAGGCCGCCUCCGAGGGUCACCACCAUGUCGCCACAUCGGUUUACCAUGCAGCAGGAGGCGCGCAACACCGAAACGCACACACGAGACUGGCUGAGUAGCAAUCUCCGCCACAAGGCUGUGAAAUUCGUCAAGGCUGGGGAAUUGCAACGGAGUGAAUUCGAGACGAAGGCAUCACCCGCCGUGGCCAGCCCACCAGAGCCAACGCAAGAAGACCUCGAACGCGGAUUCUUUUUCGAUGCAACACCACAGGCUGUGACCGACACGGGGCUCCCAGACCCGGUCCUACGAACCCAAUUGAGCGACCUCGAUGACUCGAGCGAGGACGAAGUGGUAUUCACAGGACGGAAGAAGCCGAUCGUGAUCGAGACCAGCCAGGAAGAGCUCGAAGUACUACUGCAGGUACCGCUGAAAGAGCCCCCAACGACACAACGUGGACCGGCCUCGGCAGAGGUUCCUGCGAGUCAAAUUCACCGAUCGGAGCCAAGCCAAGACCAUGCGCAGUCAUACGCAAAGGAUAUACGCAGAUGGACACGAGAGGAUGAGGACAACAUGCUGGCAGAUUAUAUUGCCAAUAUGGAUUCUGACUACCACGAGGAAGCGUCUCGUAUGCAGGUGGAGCUUGAAGGUGGCAUUGACGUUGCCCAGGCGGCAACCGGUUCACAAUCACCCCCUACUGGCCUAGACGAAGCCGGCGAACCUUUGUCGCAGUUGGAUCGUACCACGCUGGACUCUGCUAUGAAGGAGGCACAAGUUCAGAGCUCUAUUGAUGUGUUGUCUCGGAUGCGCCUAGAUACAGAAACAGACCAAGUCCCCGACUCGAGUGAUGAUGACGAUGGCGACUACGACGACGACGAGGACGAGGACGAAGGUGACGUGAAUUUGGAUUCGAUGGAUGAAUUCUAUGUGGAUUCCGAUGAUGAUGAUCUGGACACGGAAUUGCUGGAAGACCUGGCGAUCAACUAUCUUGCGGACAAGAAGAAAAGCGGACGUGCCGGGAAAAUUUCAUUUGCAUCGGCCACGGCUUUCGCAGAUGCUCUCGAGGCAGAUCCCUACUACGGACUCGACAUGAUGGACUUCAAUCGACCAAGCCUGCAGAAGAAGGGCAAGGGCAAGAAACCGCCUGCCUUGGACCUGAUGUUCUCCGACAGCGACCUCGAAGCCCACCUUCACGAAGUGUGGCAAGCCGAUCGCAGGACCAAGAAGGUAAAGAAGAAGGAACGAGAAGAGCUUCGGGCCCAGGGGUUGCUGGGUAGGAGCUCUGGAGAGGCAGAUCUCAAAGUCAAGUAUUCCAAGGGGAUAAACCUGGAGGAGUUGAUCACCGAGCUUCGAUCCUUCUUAUUGUCAUCAAACACCAGCCUUGCAUUGCCAGCGAUGACGAAGCACCGUCGAAAAACGAUCCACGAGCUAGCAAACGCAAUGCAUCUCAAAUCGCAAUCCCGAGGCAAUGGUCCUUCAAGGUUCCCCAUGCUCAUUAAGACCUCUCGCACACCCGCAUAUACUCGCAAGACUAUCUCCCAAGUGGAUGAUUUGCUGUCCGGCAAAAAGCUCAAUCGCCGACUCUUCCAGUCAUGGGGCUCAGACGCAUCCAAGUACAGCAAGCCGGUCAGGGCCAAGAGGGGCGCCGUUGGAGGCGCGGUCUCCUACAUGGACGGCGAUGUGGUCGGUGGCACUGCUCCGGAGAUCGGGGUCGAAAACAAAGGACGCGCUAUGCUGGAAAAGAUGGGAUGGAGUAGCGGCACCGCGCUCGGAGCUAUUAACAACAAGGGUAUUCUGCAACCCGUCGCGCACGUGGUGAAGAAUUCUCGGACGGGUCUGGGAUAA
Molecule: messenger RNA, 1857 nt
Organism: Penicillium cataractarum
Lineage: Eukaryota; Fungi; Ascomycota; Eurotiomycetes; Eurotiales; Aspergillaceae
Exons: 5
Coding region: 1-1857 (618 amino acids)
Molecular function (GO): nucleic acid binding
Source: RefSeq, a predicted model, not a curated record